CGUCACAGGGGGGUGGCAUUGGCCCGCGUCACCGGCCGUGAGUCCAGGCAGGCGGCGCUUCCAACACACACAGCAAAGUUUGUACAGCGACGCCCCAACUCACGCAGGCACAAGUGGAGCUUUGGGGAACAAUCAACCAGGAUGCCAACUUCUUUAAAGCUUUUCAACAUGUGUGUUCUGAUGAUCACGGGGAGCUUGUACCACCCUCGUCUCCUCAGUGAUGAAGUGGAGAGUGAGGAGGUCCAGGACAGGAUCAAGGAGCACGAGUACCGGUACAAACUGGAGAUAGAACGGCUCCAGAGAGAAAUGGAGGAAAAAAGUAACCGUGAUGGUAAUAUAAGGAAUACAUUUGCUAAAAAGGAAGAUUCAGUAACAUGGAAUUGGAACACUUAUAUUAUUCUCCUGCUGGUCACAAUUCAGUUAUUGGGAUUCUGGAUAGGCGACACUUUGCCACAUAUUCCCCAGGACUAUAAUAGUGAGGAAGAAGAGGAAGAAGAAAAGGAAAAUGAAUUUCCUCGAAGAAUUUACGGCAACAUUUUGAAUAUUCCUGAUCAAAGUGUGUUGGAUCAGUUCUACAACAUUUGCAUCCAGAAUGCGAGCCAAGAGCCAAAUCAGACCUGUGAAUUUGUAGAAAGCUUUGUGGACAAUCUUUUGGAGGCCAGUAGGAAUCUCUGUCAGUGGAACUCUGAGCUGAUCCUUGAAGACUGUGUGGGUAUUGGGAGUCAGUUUGAAAAAUGGGGCUGUAAGACACCAGCUAUAUAUGAUAUUUUGGUUCCAAUUUUUCUCCAGGAUGGAUAUUGUUUUAAACCAGAGAUUUGUUCCUGUGACAUCCCACCUGAAAAACAGAAUUAUGGCAGGAUUCUCAUGGUUACACCACACAAUGCUGACUUGGGCUGCCAAUGUAAAACCACAGAACUUGAAGGGGAUAUUCUGUGCCUUAUUCACAGCAAGAGAUUUGAACCUGAUGUUCGUGCCAAUUGCCUUGCUUCUAUCAUGUGUUCCGAUUGGUAUUUGGAUUAUAAGAAGGUAGUAAAAUGGUUCAGGGAUUUAUUAGCCAAAUCUUGGAACAAAAUUCGCCAUAAGUACGAUUUUGAACUUACCUUUUGCAAUAUUACAGGUUGCUGUGGGUUAAAAGUCCAUUAUCAGUCUGGACGAACCAUUUGCAUAAAAGUCUUUCCUGCUGUGAGGCUGAAGAAUUCAGAUGUCCAUCUUGUACCCAGUUUUUCCGAUUGCUCCAUGAAUAGUACAGCAUCCACUACUUACUGGAACAUUACCUGUGCAGUCUGUGAGCACAGGUUUCUGCAAAUCAUGGCCAAAAAUACCCCCAAAAGCUCGUGUCACCUCAAAUGCCUUCAAAUACUGAUCUUUCUAACUGAAAAACAGCGCAGUUCUCCAGACCAGCAAUCUGUUCUUGGUUCCUAUGUCUUUAAGACUGUCCUUAUGCAUCUGCUGUUAAGUCAGCCAUUUUCAAACUGGCAUGAAAGUCACCUGGAACAUCGGCUGAGAGAUAUGUUAAAAUAUCUCGGAAAUUGUUUGGAUGAGAAAAGACUACAGAGAUUUAUGAUUGGAAAUCGAUCAUUUCUUAAGCAAAUUGAAAUUCCAGAAAUUCUUCUAAAAGCAGAGCCUAUAAACCUCUUCCGGUCAUUUGUAAUAGAACGUGAUUCUUACAGUCGGGCGCUCAUGGAGUAUCAGAAAAUAUUAAUGGACAUGUGUCCGUUAAUGAUGGAGUGCAUUAAAAAUGAUACAGCCAGCUGAUUGAAAACAUUGUAUUUGACACAAGGAAACAUAGAUGCUGGAAUCUGGUGGCUUUGCUCUCUGCUUGGGACCAGAAUUAUUUAAGAUAUGUAAUAUUUACAUUACUAUUAAGAAUAAAAUUAAUAGAUUAUUAAAAUAUCAAGAAUAAACUAUAAGAAUACAUUUAAUAGAUUUUUCUUCAAAAAUAAACUAUAUUCAGAAUAAAAAAUAUAUAUAAAAUAAAAAUUGU
Leucoraja erinaceus (little skate) is the source of this 1984-nucleotide messenger RNA. Its product is annotated as inositol 1,4,5-trisphosphate receptor-interacting protein-like. The transcript is spliced from 2 exons. Bases 142 to 1755 code for a protein of 537 amino acids. Lineage: Eukaryota; Metazoa; Chordata; Chondrichthyes; Rajiformes; Rajidae. Gene Ontology annotation, cellular component: membrane. The record is from RefSeq and is a predicted model, not a curated record.